Molecule: messenger RNA, 2757 nt
Organism: Adineta steineri
Lineage: Eukaryota; Metazoa; Rotifera; Eurotatoria; Adinetida; Adinetidae
Source: the annotation of a GenBank genome assembly
AUGGCUAGUAAUCGAUUCUUUUUGAGCGAUGAUUCCUCAUCAAGUGAAGAUACCACCGAUGACGAACAACAACAACAAGUUCAAGCACCAAAAAAAGGUGCCAGUAAAGGCGCAACAAAAUCUGCUGCUAAACCAUACCUAACAGUGAGUGACGAUGAAGAAGAUGUUAAACGUGUUGUACGAAGUGAAAAAGUUAAACGAUACGAAGAAAUCGAAGAAAUCAUCAAAAAAAUGAAACAUGCUAUGCGUAUUCGUGAUAUUGGCUUAGUCUAUGAAUGUUACGAAAAUUUAAUCAAAGCAUACGAAAAAGCUAGACGAGUUUUAGAAAAAGAUCAAGGAUUACCAAGAUCUUUUAUUAAAAUAUUAGCACAACUUGAUGAUUUCAUUAAUCAAUGCUGGGGUGAUCGAGAAUGGCGUGAUGCACUUAAUAAAAAUAAUUCAAAUAAUUUAAGUGCAUUACGUCAAAAAAUUCGUCGAUUUUUAAAACAAGAACCAUUGGAAAAAGAAAUCAAUGCUUAUCGUGAAAAACCCGAUGUUCAUGAUGAAGAAUUACCUGAACAUGAAGCUUCACCCGUUGCUCAAAGUGCUGAAAGUGAAGACGAUGAAGAAGAAGCUGCUGCUCCAGCAAAAGGAAAACCACAACAAGAUGAUGAUGAAAGUGAUUCCAGUGAUGUUACAUGGGACGAAAGUGAAGAUGAUUCUACUGAUAGUUCAAUUGACGUAGAUGCUCCAAAUGAAGAACUUUACAAAAAAUUUUUGAAAACAGACAAAACUGAAAAAGAAAAAAAGAAUAAAGAUGCAAGUGGUACAAAACGUGCACCAAAAGCACGUCGACCUGAUCGACCAGUUCAACUAUCAGAAGAUGAAGAUGAAGAUGGACCAAAAGAUGGUGCACCACGACAAGAUGUUCAAAAACUUGUUUCAUUUGGUAAAGACGAAGAAAUAACACAUGAUGCUAUUUUAAAAAAACUUAAUGAUAUCAUUGCUAUGCGUGGUAAACGUGGAACAAAUCGUCGUGAUCAAUUGGAAUGCUUAAAAAUUCUUCGAUUAUAUGUUGAAAAACAAAAUUUAGGUGUUGGUCUUGAUAUCAAAAUUUUAUUAAUCCAAAUUGCUGUUAGUUUUGAUUAUCAUCAUAAGGGUAAUGAAUGUUUAAAACCAGAUACAUGGACACGUGUACUUGAUUACAUUGAUGAAUUAUUGACAUUAUUAACUAAACACGAUGAAGUUCAACUCAGUGAAAAUAUUACUGAAGAAGCAGAAAAUCUUAAGAAAGAACCUGACUAUCGUAUUCAUGGAGAUAUAAUAACAAUCAUUCUUAAGAUGGAUGAAGAAUUUAUUAAAAUUCUCCAAAAUGCCGAUGCUCAUAGUCAAGAUUAUGUUGAACGUUUAAAAGAUGAAUUACGUGUCUGUUCAAUAAUUGAUCGUUUAAAAACAUAUUUAGAAUCAAAAGCAAAUAGAAAUGUUAUGAUAAGUAAUGACACUCAAACUGGUACAGUUCUACUUGUUCAAGCACAACAUUUAUGUACAGCAUACAUGUGUGUUAUUGAACAUGUUUAUUAUAAAUAUGAUAAAACACCUGGUCAACCAUCAGUUGCAGCAAUGGAUCGUCUUUGCAAAUAUAUCUAUGCGAAAGAUUCGUUAAAUCGUGCACGUGCACGUGCAAGUCUUUGUCAUGUUUAUCAUUUAGCAUUACACGAUCAUUAUUAUGAAGCACGUGAUUUAAUGUUAAUGUGUCAUAUGCAAGAUACAAUUAAUUCAUCGGAUGUUGCAACACAAAUUUUGUAUAAUCGAACUGUUGUUCAAUUAGGUUUAUGUGCUUUUCGUUUUGGUGCAAUACGUGAAGCACAUCAAGCAUUAGUUGAUAUGCAAUCCGGUAAUCGUGCAAAAGAAUUAUUAGCACAAGGUGUUCAAAUGAUACGUAAUCAAGAACGAACACGUGAUCAAGAAAUGAAAGAACGACAACGUUUAUUACCAUUUCAUAUGCAUAUUAAUUUAGAAUUAAUUGAAUGUGUUUAUCUUGUCUCAGCUAUGUUAAUUGAAAUUCCAUUUAUGGCUUCUCAUGAAUAUGAUGCACGAAAACGACCUAUUAGUAAACAUUUUCAUACCCAAAUGCGUCAAGCAGAAAAACAACCUGUUUUUGGACCACCAGAAUCUAUGCGUGAACACGUUGUAGCUGCAAGUCGUGCUAUGAAAACAGGUGAUUGGAGCGCAUGUGUUAAUUUCUUAAUUAAUGAAAAAAUGAAUGGAAAAGUAUGGAAUUUAAUGCCACAAGCUACAGAAGUACGAAAAAUGCUUACUGACAAAAUCAAAGAAGAAUCAUUACGUACAUAUUUAUUUACUUAUGCUACUGUUUAUGAUGCUAUUUCAAUGCCAACAUUAGCUGAUAUGUUUGAAUUACCAGUUAAACAAGUCUAUGGUAUUAUUAGUAAAAUGAUUAUUAAUGAAGAACUUAUGGCUUCACUGGAAGAACCAAAUCAAACUGUUAUAAUGCAUCAUACAGAUCCAUCAAGAACACAAGCACUUUCACUUCAACUUGUUGAAAAGAUCUUCCAAUUGUAUGAGCAAAAUGAAAAAAUAGUUAAUUUCCGAGGUGGUGAACCAAAUUUUUAUUCAAGACCCAAUCAACAAGCACAACAAGGUCAACAACGUAAUCAAGGCACUGGCGGCGGCGGCGGCGGCGGUGGUGGUGGCAAUAGUGGUGGCGGUGGACAAAAUUGGAGUCGACCUCCACGAUCAGGAACAAAUCGUGCUUAUUAA